Glycine soja is the source of this 447-nucleotide messenger RNA. RefSeq names its product protein argonaute 14-like. NCBI's taxonomy places the organism in Eukaryota, Viridiplantae, Streptophyta, Magnoliopsida, Fabales, Fabaceae. The transcript has a single exon. The coding region runs from base 1 to 447 and encodes 148 amino acids. The record is from RefSeq and is a predicted model, not a curated record.
AUGUCUCGUCGCAGUGGCUCUAAACAACAACCAGAUUCACGCUGUCCAACACCACCAUCUGUGGCGCCUUCUCCCGCCGGAAGAGGACGCGGUCGUGGCCGUGGGCAUGGAGAAUCCUCCUCAAUUCCCACUCCUUCUCCGGUGAAUGCACCAUCCACUCCUCCUCCGGCUUCCACCAUUGACGUUCCUUGCGGCACUGCACCUCUUCGUGUCGUGUCACCGUCUCUGGCGGCGGAAUCAGAAUCUUUCACUUCUGCGGUCGAAAUGCAACCGUCGCCGCUGUCAUCAAGGAAGGCGGUGAGGUUCAGUGAACGACCAGGGUUCGAUCUUGUAGGGAGGAAAAUCAAAGUUCGAGCGAAUCAUUUCCAAGUCCAAGUCACUGAACAAGAUCUAUUUCAUUAUGACGUUCAUAAUCUCAACCACUUAAUUCAUGCAUUUCAUUCUUAA